Messenger RNA from Pteronotus mesoamericanus, 2823 nucleotides. It is a transcript of the gene PRNP, whose product is annotated as prion protein (Kanno blood group). Gene Ontology annotation, biological process: protein homooligomerization. The coding region runs from base 307 to 1110 and encodes 267 amino acids. NCBI's taxonomy places the organism in Eukaryota, Metazoa, Chordata, Mammalia, Chiroptera, Mormoopidae. Gene Ontology annotation, cellular component: membrane. The transcript has 4 exons. The record is from RefSeq and is a predicted model, not a curated record.
CCGCUCGCGAGUGCUACCGCCUCUUCUCCCCGCCCCUGGCACCUCCUCCUAGCUCCAGCGAGUCGCCAGCUCUCCGCGCCAGUCGCUAGCUGCCGCGGCGCUGCGAGCUUCUUCUCUGAUCGAGGGACUCCUGAAUAUAUUUGAAAACAACAAUUUCAGCCAAGCCGAAGCAUCGCCUUCCUGGAGGCACAGAUCCAGCGUAGCUGAGCCACGACAGAGAGUAAGAGAUUUGGAUUAAAUACUAUAAGAGCUUCCUUAUUUUAUCACAAACAGAAAGAGAUUCACCAAGUUCUCAUAUAAGUCAUCAUGGUGAAAAGCCAUGUAGGCGGCUGGAUCCUGGUUCUCUUUGUGGCCACAUGGAGUGACGUGGGCCUCUGCAAGAAGCGACCGAAGCCUGGAGGAGGAGGCAGCAGUGGCGGGAGCCGAUACCCAGGGCAAGGAAGUCCUGGAGGCAACCGCUACCCACCCCAGGGUGGUGGCGGCUGGGGUCAGCCCCAUGGUGGCGGCUGGGGUCAGCCCCAUGGUGGCGGUUGGGGUCAGCCCCAUGGUGGCGGCUGGGGUCAGCCCCAUGGUGGUGGCUGGGGUCAGCCCCAUGGUGGCGGCUGGGGUCAGCCCCAUGGUGGCGGAGGCUGGGGACAGCCCUAUGGUGGCAAGCCCAGUAAACCCAAAACCAACAUGAAGCAUGUGGCAGGAGCUGCCGCGGCUGGGGCCGUGGUGGGGGGCCUGGGCGGCUAUAUGCUGGGGAGUGCAAUGAGCAGGCCGCUCAUACAUUUUGGCAAUGACUAUGAGGACCGUUACUAUCGUGAAAACAUGCACCGUUUCCCCGACCAAGUGUACUACAGGCCUGUGGAUCAAUACAGCAACCAGAACAACUUCGUGCGUGACUGCGUCAACAUCACGGUCAAGGAGCACACGGUCACCACCACCACCAAGGGGGAGAACUUCACUGAGACUGACGUCAAGAUAAUGCAGCGUGUGGUGGAGGAGAUGUGCACCAUCCAGUACCAGAAAGAGUACCAGGCUUACCAAAGAGGGGCGAGCAUGAUCCUUUUCUCCUCCCCUCCUGUGAUCCUCCUCCUCUCUUUCCUCAUUUUCCUAAUCGUGGGAUGAGGGCCGCUUUCUGUUUCCAUCAUCCUCAUCUUUUACCGGGUUGGGGGAGGGGUUAUCUACUUGCAGCCCUGUAGUGGCAGUGUCUCAUUCUUGCUUCUCCCUUUGUCACCCGUAGGCUAAUCCCCUUGGCCCCGAUGGCACAGGGAAAUGCAGAGCAGGCCUGGCAGGCUGUGUAGUCAAGCCCAUUUGAUUGAGUCCUUCAUGGACCAGUGCAAGUGCUGGGCUGGUAAGGGUGUAACAGCACAUAAUCAUUCUGUGAUCUAGGCUUAUUUUUUGGCUAGUGCAACAGACUGAGGCUAAAUAAUCUCAAAACAGUCUUCGAAUACCUUUGCCUACAUACCCCUGGCUCUUUGCCCCACUAGAGCUCAGUACACUAAUGCUCCAUCUUAGUUAGCAGUGAUUUUGUAGCAAUUUGGACACAUUUUUCUCAUUCAUUUUAAGAAAACCUGACUGCAUUUGCCAGUUCAAACAGCAUUUCUGCCAAAUUUGGAAGGAUGCUCAUUCAAAAAAGCAAAACUAGAAAUCCUUAGCUCCCAGGCCCAGGCUCAGCCUGCUGGAGAAUGUGUGCCCUGUCUCUGCAGGGAACUGUGACAAUGUUUUGCAUCUUGCAGUACAGGCUACACAGCAGCUAUUGCAUUGAGAGUAAAUAUUCAUGCAACAUUAGAUCUCUGGGUAGAGGGCAUUUUCAUAGGGAAUGAACAUAACUAACAUAAUAUGAAAGGCUUCUGGGGCUAAAAAUGUCCAACAUUUGGGAGUGGUGCCCUUGGAGGGUACCUACAUGUGGCAUUCCUUUAUUUAGUAACAUAAACUGUAGAUGAUUAAAGUAGUUAAAGAUUAAUUUAUCUUCUGGACACCAAGAACAAAUCUCCUUUGCUCAUUUACCUGGAAAUAGAAAUGAUUUUGACAUUGAGUAAAGCUAUGAGAUUUUGACAUAGAGGAAGCUGCAGCUGCAAAAAACACCAGUAUCAGAAGAUUAUGUAAUGAAGAAAAUGAUUAGUGUACAAAGAAAUGCUUGCAUUUCUUCAGAGCUGUCUCAUGAUUGUCAAAAACUAGAAUUAGGUUGAGUCCUUUGUCUCUGUAAUUGGCUUUUGAAUGGAAGAAUAGGGAAUCUAAAAAAAAGAAAAAAUGCUAGGCUGGAGAUGACAGGAGCAUGAUCCAUUUAGAGUGGAAAAAGAAAUUUUGUUCCUGUUAUUUAAAUAAGGUAAGAUUACUCCUUGGAUUGUUCAAUAUUGUCACCCAGCAGAUCUAUGUUUCUAUUCUGCAAUGUUAUUGGCUUGCACUGUGUGUGUAUUCUAUGUAAACGAAAAUAUAUGUAUAUACAUAUAGUGCACAUGACAAACAAAUUUUGGUUAGAACAGUUAACAUCUGAAGUAUCUGAUGCAUUACCUGUUUUUGUAAGGUACUAAAUACGUAAUACGUGGGAAACCCUUUUGUGUGGUCCUUGGGCUUACAAUGUGCACUGAAUAGUUUUGUAUAAGGAUCCAAAGUGGUCUUUGAAAUAUGCAUGUACUUUAUAUUUUCUAUAUUUGUAACUUUGCAUGUACUUGUUUUGUUGUAUAAAAAGUUUAUAAAUGUUUAAUAUCCAACUACAAUUAAACAGGAGCUGAGAUGACCGUCUUCUGUGGAGUCUGCUGUUGUAGCCACCAAAGCAUGGCCCCCUGACUGUCCUGGCAGAUCUGCCCCUGUCUUCCCUCCCUCCCUCUCUAAAAACUG